CCCUGGUGGCGCUGAGCGCGGUGGUGUGGCUCAGCAGAGCCGGGCAGAUGAAGAACGCGUGCUCCAUCUGGGCCGGCUCCUUGGCAAUGUUAUGUGGAAUCUUAGGGUUGACAUCAUGGAAGACAACAGUGAUGAUUUUGAAUAAACUGCUUAUUCUGCUGUCUAUCACCUGUGUUCUGCUGAGCUUGGCUGGACUUGUAUUAGGAUGUCAAGACAUUGAGGUUUUGUCCAGAGUACCCAGAUGCAACUUGAUGGAUAAGGAAAACAAGACCUGUUUCAGCUGUGAAGAAAUUAAUCUCACUAAAUGCACAGAAGUAGAGACUGUACUGAAGGCAUACUGUGUGAAGUCAUGCAGUUCUGCUCACCUUCAUCUCAAGAAAGUUCUCUUAGGUCUUUGUGCCCUGAAUGCUCUCACCACUACAGUUUGCUUGACAGCAGUUGCCCUGCAUUUCUGGCAGAUAUUUGAAUCAAGAAGAUCCUGCCUAGGUGAACUUCAGACUGAAGACCAAGAUGACAGUUUGGAUCCUGAUGGUUUUGUCCCACUGGUGCCACCUCCCUCCUAUUUUGCAGCUUGUAAUUCUGGUCCUCCCCAAACAAGUCACAGGACACCUGGGCUUUCGUUGCCCCAUGCUUAUGCAAUGCGAAUCAAUGGUGCUGAAGUGUUCUUCCGUCUGGAACCACCUCCUCCUUAUGAAGAUGUGCAGAGCUCGAACACCUCUGAGCAGGGAGAUGCACUACAAAUAAAUGUAAUGAACUCCGUUGAUUUGGUGGAAGUGAGUGAAGGGCAGGACUCUCAAGGUGAUGGCACCUGCCUAGGAGGCCAUGUCAUUGAGAGUCCAUGUGUUACCUUUCAGCUGGCGUCCUGGAGAGGACCUGACUACUUUUACCACAGAUGAAGAUCAGCUAGCAGAGAGAAGGAUUUAAGGAGCAGAACAUGAAUGGCCUCACAGUCUUAUUAGUGUUGUCUGGGAAAAUGUACUUAAAGUACUGUUUAAAACUGGUUUCUGGUUAUUCCUGAGCAGAGCACUUCUGUCAGACAUAUACACACUGCACAGGAAAAUCAUGUCUGACAAGAAGUGGAAAAGUGUGUCAAUAAUCUUACUUUUUUAAUACUCUGAUACACAGACAAGGCGUAUUAAGCAGAUCGCAAGCUGACCUUUACUAGGCUCUCAGUUGCAUAGUGUGAUACGUUGCUGUCCUGUUGCAUCUCUUUGAAGUUUGGUAACAUGCAGUUUUGGGGUAUACAUCAUUCUUGUGGAAGGAGUUGUCAAAAGCAGUAUCAAAGAACUUUGCUUAUUAUCAGAACUUUUGUUUGUAUUAAAAACUCCAGUCACAAAAGUAGACUUCAAGAUACUACGUAAGUUAGUAAAAAAAAUUGUGUUCAGAAUUUUAAAAUUAUUCUUUAUAAAAGAUGGUGUUGGUUUGCAAACUGAAAAUAUAAAGAAGUGCUCUUUUGGCUCAGUGAACUUCUCACUUAAUGGCAGAAUAUUAUUCUUGUCUUACUGACACAACAAAAACCAAAACCAAACCUCCAAAGCCACAGGUGUUUUUCAACAUGAGGUGCUGGCUUGUUACCAUC
Messenger RNA from Manacus vitellinus (golden-collared manakin), 1579 nucleotides. RefSeq names its product family with sequence similarity 189 member A2 (gene ENTREP1). The coding region runs from base 48 to 896 and encodes 282 amino acids. NCBI's taxonomy places the organism in Eukaryota, Metazoa, Chordata, Aves, Passeriformes, Pipridae. Gene Ontology annotation, cellular component: membrane. The record is from RefSeq and is a predicted model, not a curated record. The transcript has 9 exons.